Messenger RNA from Maylandia zebra (zebra mbuna), 969 nucleotides. The record is from RefSeq and is a predicted model, not a curated record. NCBI's taxonomy places the organism in Eukaryota, Metazoa, Chordata, Actinopteri, Cichliformes, Cichlidae.
CUUCCAGAAACCAGUUUACUGCUUUGUUCAUCUGAGCAUUCAGGAGUUUCUGGCUGCAGUCUACAUGUUCCACUGUUACACCAACAGGAAGACAGAGGUGCUGCAGAACUUCCUUACUGAGGACGAUAAAGGAAAUAAGAUAUCUCUGGAAGAUAUCUCAUCUCUGGAAGGUUUUCUGAGCAGAGCCAUGGAGAAAUCGUUCCACUGUAUGUUCGGCCAACUGGAACUGUUCGUUCGCUUCCUUCAUGGCCUCUGUCUAAAGUCCAACCAGAGACUCUUGGGAGGUCUGCUGGGUCAGGCAGAGUACAAUCCUGAAAGCAUCCAGAGAGUUAUCAACAACCUAAAGGAGAUUAGCAGUGAUGGCAAGUGUCCUGACAGAUGUCUAAACAUUUUCCACUGUCUCAUGGAGAUGAAGGACCUCUCUGUACAUCUGGAGAUCCAAGAGUUCCUAAAGUCACAGAAAAAAUCAGAGAAGAAACUCUCUGGAAUUCAGUGCACAGCUCUGGCAUAUAUGCUGCUGAUGUCAGAGGAGGUUUUGGAUGAGUUGGAUCUGGAAAAGUACAACACAACAAAGGAGGGUAGAGAGAGACUGGUUCCAGCUGUUAAGAACUGCAGAAAGGCUCGACUUCAUAAGAUUUUUGUCUAUGCGGGUAAAUGUGGCCCUGUGGCCUCAGCUCUGAGGUCCAGCCCCUCCCAUCUGAAAGAGCUGUGCCUGAGUUCAAUCAACCUGGAGAUUCCAGCAGAUGAAACUUUUGCUAAUCUGGGGGAUCCAAACUGUAGACUGGAGACACUCAGAUUUGAGGACAGCACUUUGUCAGAGAACAACUGUGCUGCUCUGCUCAGUGCUCUGAAGUCCAACCCCCCCUACCUGAAACGUCUGGAUCUAAUAGGAUGCAACCUGGAGGGCUCAGGGAUGAAACAGCUGUAUGAUUACCUGGAAAGUCCACACUGUAAACUACAGUUUAAAAG